AUAGUGUAAACACUGUACACACUCACACACCUAGAGAGCUCCUGUCAAUUUUCGUCAUUGAAAAGUAAAAAAAAACGUGAGCGAGUGCCGGGCGCUAUUGCACAAUAGAAAUUGUAAUUUUCACACAAAAUAUUUUCGCGAUUUAAAAACACGAACUUACCAAAAUGAUGAGCAACAUUGUCAGAUCAGCAUUACGUGCAUCCACGACGCGAAUGUUCAAUUCAGUUGGACGCCGAGAUUAUGCCCGUACAUUGUGGCACAUGUCGAAGCCGGACAUCUUACCGGGGGCAUCUAAGCUUACACUGAAAAAUCCCAAUAUGACGUGCAACUGCGGCUUUAAUUCCCUGUCUCAUUCCACAGCCGAAAAGGACCUCGUCACUUUCCUCAACGAAGAGAUCUCGGCCGAAAAAUCUACUCAAAAACCCAUUCCAACCGAAAUUGACGGCUUCAAAAUUUCACUGAAUGGUUCCGACGUCGAGCUGACCAAACAAAAUGACAAGGAAAAAAUUAAAGUUUCGUUCAACAUCAAUCACACGGUCGAUACAUCCGAUGAACAGUACGAAGAGAAUCAGUCCGACGAAAAAACGGUGGCUGAUAUGAAAAGUACACCCAACUUUGAAGUGGAUAUCAUUCGUGGAGGAAAAACAUUGUCGUUUACAUGUUCAUUUUUGAAGGGAGUGCCACAAGAAGAAGAAUACGAUGAUGUGUUCGGUAUCGAUGAAGUCACUAUUUUUGAAGGUGAAUGGAAAGACAAGAAUUAUGCCGUUGCCGGUGACAUUCUAGAUGGAUACUUCUACGAUCUGCUAAUGAAUCUACUGGAAGAUAAGGGCAUCAGCAACGAAUUCGUCACGAAAUUGUCCACGAUCAGCACAAACUAUGAACACGCCACUUACGUUGGAUUGCUGGAAGCAAUUUCAAAGUUCACAACCGGUGGAAAGUAAAAACAAUACAUCAGUUUGUGACAGUGGCAUUUAAUAGACUAGUUUUAUAAGUGAACAAAAAUGAAAUCGUCGUUGAACUCAUCAAAUAAAAGGAGAAUUCUUGCAGA
Bradysia coprophila is the source of this 1048-nucleotide messenger RNA. RefSeq names its product complement C1q binding protein P32 (gene P32). Gene Ontology annotation, biological process: cytosolic ribosome assembly. The record is from RefSeq and is a predicted model, not a curated record. Gene Ontology annotation, cellular component: mitochondrial matrix. Lineage: Eukaryota; Metazoa; Arthropoda; Insecta; Diptera; Sciaridae.